AUGGGAUUUCAGACAGAUAGGGUGAAAUUCAACGUGGGUGGUAGGGUGAUGGAAACAACCGCAACAACCCUCGCCAAUGCAGGGCGCAAUUCAAUGUUCGGUGCAAUGUUCGACGAUAAUUGGAACCUGAUACUAUCAUCAAACAAGGAGGGCGAGAGAUUCCUCGAUCGCAACCCGGAUUGCUUCGGGAUUCUCCUUGAUCUGCUCCGAACCGGCGAACUCCACAUCCCACCCAACAUUCCGGAGAAGCUCCUCUACAGGGAGGCCCUCUACUACGGCGUCUUGGAUCACGUGCGCUCCGCCAAGUGGGGCCCAUUCGACGGCAACAGGUUAAGGUUGUCGCAGUCUCUGCAGGGCCAGGCUCCGGGUGACGGAACAGCCAUUCGGGCAGGCCCUGAUGGUGGCUGUUGCGUUGCGCAUGGCAGCAUGGUUCAUGUGUACGAUUGGAUGUUGGAUGAACACCCUCCUCUUAACCUCGAUUACCAGAGGGUUAAUGAUGUCGGGUGGGUUGACUCCGACAACGUUGUCAUCGGAGUGAGCGAACGCCUUGGGAGGGGUGAUGGUGGAAUGGGGCUGUUCAGUUCACACAGCGGAGAGCUUAGGUAUAAGUUUCAGGUUUGUCAUGAGAAUCAGGUGAAGAGUUACACUGCUGGGGCUUUGAGUUUUAGUUCGGAUUACAAGAUAUUUUCUAGUUGUAAGGGGAGGAGUAACGAGUACGGGGUAGGGGUUUGGGACCAGGUUACCGGGAAGCAGAUUGAUUUUUUCUCCGAGCCUUUGGGGUGGUCUCUUGGGGAUGCUGAUAAGCUUCAGUGGUUGGAAGGGUGUAAUUGUUUAUUGGUGGCUACUAUGUUUCCUAGGAAGGACAACUGUUACAUAAGUCUUUUGGAUUUUAGAGAGAAAAAGAUGGUGUGGUGUUGGUCUGAUGUGGGGGCUCCUUUUGCCGUGGAUGAGAAACGGGUGAGGGAUGCUAUUGCCAUGGAGGAUAAUAGUUCCAUCUGUGUGGUGAAUGAGUUUGAGGAUUUGGGAUUCAUGGAUUUGAGAAGUUCCGCUGCCACGGGCAUUAGGUGGAGCUCCAGAAGUAGGUUGAUGAAGGGGAAGAUGCCGGAGGAACCGUGUUACCCCAAAUUGGCACUGCAUGGGGGACAGCUUUUUUCCUCCAUGAAUGAUUGCAUUUCAGUGUUCUGUGGCCCUGAAUGGGUUUUGACCUCUAGGCUUAGACGAAGCUAUGGGGGCUCAAUAUGUGACUUUUCCAUCGGAGGGGACAGGCUUUUCGCGCUUCACAGUGAGGAGAAUGUGUUUGAUAUUUGGGAGACUCCAACACCACCAAUUAUAUGA
Messenger RNA from Sphenostylis stenocarpa, 1335 nucleotides. The record is from the annotation of a GenBank genome assembly. NCBI's taxonomy places the organism in Eukaryota, Viridiplantae, Streptophyta, Magnoliopsida, Fabales, Fabaceae.